Molecule: messenger RNA, 2924 nt
Organism: Caenorhabditis angaria
Lineage: Eukaryota; Metazoa; Nematoda; Chromadorea; Rhabditida; Rhabditidae
Source: the annotation of a GenBank genome assembly
AUGUUAAGUCCACGGAUUUCAAGAAACAAUCCGGCAAAUAUGCUAACAAAAUUUGCCGGAAUCGCAAUUUUCGUUUUUUUUGUUCUUUUCAGUGAGUUUUUUUGUUGGAAAAGAGGAAAUUAAUCAAUAAUUAGUUAAUUUUCAGUUUUAAUACUCACAUCGUCUGAAAGAAGUGUGGAGAAAAUUGAGAAAAGGUGAGAGAGUUGAUAAGAAAUGAGUCUUAUCAGUUGGAAAACAUAGAAUUCUAUGUUUACAAGGUUUUUUGUAUUUUUUUUUAAUUUUGUAAACUUUAGACCCCUGCCGACUUCAAAUGCCAACGCAAAUUCCAACCAAGAAGUCGAAGAAGUGUCGAGCCUUGUGGAACGAAUCAAAAUGCUCGAAGAUGAGCUAACUUCUUUGCGAACGAGGAUGGAUGAUUCGGAUGAUCGAAGAGAUCAAAGUUUGAAUGCGCCACUUCCAACUACGUGGGUUUUUAGAAGAAUAGAACAUGUUGAAAAAAUAAUUCGAAUUUUUAUAGGAAAUCCUUUCCCUCAGUUCGAUAUCGGAAUGAAGAGACUAGAAAGAGGAUUUUGAUAACUGGUGGAGCUGGAUUUGUUGGUUCACAUUUGGUGGAUAAAUUGAUUUUGGAUGGGCAUGAGGUGAGUGUAAACCGCAAUCUUCCGCGCAGCGCCACAAUCUUCCGCGGACGCGGCAUUGCCUUGCUCAAACAUGCGGUAAAAACUAAUGUAAAGCUUUAAUAGCCUAUUAGAAACCACGUGAAAUAGAGAGAGAGUGCAGACAUGUUUUUUGUCUGUGCUCUCUCAAUUUUCCGCUGUCUCUGUAUAUUUUGGACAUUUUUCUGCAUAGGAACAUAUUAAUUUUUUGUUACAUUUUAUUACAAAAUAUUGUGCAUACUUCGGUUUUUCAAUAUUUUCCCGUUUCCAAAGCUUCUUCUCCAAAAAUCCUCAUUUUUUCCAGGUAAUCGCAUUGGACAACUAUUUCACUGGCCGAAAAAAGAACAUUGAACAUUGGAUCGGUCAUCCGAAUUUCGAAAUGGUCCAUCACGAUGUUGUGAAUCCGUAUUUUGUGGAAGUCGAUCAAAUUUAUCAUUUAGCGUCUCCAGCUUCACCUCCACAUUAUAUGUAUAAUCCUGUGAAAACUAUCAAAUCGAAUACACUUGGAACUAUCAAUAUGUUGGGAUUAGCGAAGUGAGUUCAACUCACUGAGUUGACGAGCGGCGGAGCCGCGAGUGUAGACCGCAAGCUUCCGCGCAGCGGCACUGUCUACCGCUUCAGCGGCCACGUGUUUUCAGCGGCCAAGUGGACGCUGAAGCAGAAAAAAAAAAUUAAAUUUCAAAAAAAAUCCCGAUUUUCAGACGAGUAAAAGCCACAGUUCUUCUCGCCUCAACUUCCGAAGUUUACGGAGAUCCGGAAAUCCACCCGCAACCUGAAACAUAUUGGGGACAUGUGAAUACAAUUGGCCCGCGAAGUUGUUAUGACGAAGGAAAACGUGUCGCCGAAUCCCUCAUGAUUGCCUAUAAUAAACAGGAAAAUGUGCAAAUUCGAAUCGCUCGAAUUUUCAACACUUUUGGUCCUCGAAUGCAUAUGAAUGAUGGAAGAGUUGUGUCGAAUUUUAUAAUUCAAGCGAUUCAGAAUAAGCCAAUAACGAUUUAUGGAAAUGGAACACAGACGAGAUCGUUUCAAUAUGUUAGUGAUCUUGUUGAUGGUUUGAUUAAAUUGAUGAAUAGUAAUUAUUCGGCACCUGUGAAUAUUGGAAAUCCGGAAGAGCACACGAUUAAGGAAUUUGCCACGAUUAUUAAGAAAUUGGUUAAUGGUGAGAGCUUAGGGGGAUCUUUUGGAAACAUUUCUCUAGAUUUUGAGAAGUUCUUAAAAUUUAUUAAAACACCCAAAAGCCGUUAGAUUUUCAGAAAUUCUGGAAGUUCUUCUAAAAAAUGCUGAAAAUUGUACUCUACAUUUUUAAGAGCCCGGCGUCUAGAGAUUCAGUUUGGCAAGGAGCCGAGCCUUAAACUCCCAGUUCUCAAGUAGCCAUGUCUAAAGCAUUGCAUUGUCUAGGAAUCGGCCUCUAGAAAUCCUAGUCGUCAAGGUGUCGAGCCCAGAGAACCUAAUUCUCUAGCAGCCGCGCCUUGAGAUUCACUCUAUCAAGGAGCCUCGCCUUGAUAGCUCCUAUGCCAAGUAGGCAAGCCUUGAAAUCCUAGGUCUCAACUAGCCGAGCCUAGAAACGUCAUUUUUCAAGGAUCUAGAGAACCUUAUUUUCUUGGAUCCGCUCCUUUAGAGCCUAUUUCUCUAGCACCCGCGCCUUGAGAUUCACUCUUUCAAGGAGCCUCGCCCAGAGAUUGAUUCUGGCAAGGGUCAGCGACUAGAGAACCUAAUUGUCAAGGAUCGGCGCUUGGAGAACUUUAUUCUCUAGCACCCGCACCUUGAGAGUCUAUUUCUCAAGUAGCCGUUCCUAAAGCAUUUCAUUGUCUAGGAAUCGGCCUCUAGAAAUCCUAGUUUUCAAGGUGUUGAGCCUAGAGAACCUAGUUCUCUAGCACCCGCGCCUUGAGAUUCACUUUAUCAAGGAGCCUCGCUUUGAGAUCUUGUGUGUCAAGGAGCCAAGCCUAGAAAACCUAAUUGUCAAGGAUCAGCUUCUAGAGAACAUAAUUCUCUAGCACCUGCGCCUUGAGAUCUUCUACAUCUAGUAGCCAACCCUGAUUUUUUGCAGGUUCAACAUCCGAAAUCAAAAACAUGGAAUCACAACAAGACGAUCCACAACAACGAAAACCCGAUAUCAGUCGAGCGGCGAAAGAAAUCGGAUGGAAACCGCAAGUUCUAAUGCACGACGGUCUGAUGAAAACCAUCGAAUAUUUCCGCGCGGAAAUUGAGACGAAUAAACGGGGCGGAAAACCGCCUCCGGAACCUGUGACUCAUGAAGGAUUGGAGAAAUGA